AUAGUUCCAACAAAGACUUGUCGAAGAAGCAACACCAAAGAAACUUGGAAACUGUGAAAGAAGACUUCAAAAAUGAAUCACCAAAUUGCUCGUAAUGUCCUUUUCGUUCUUAUGAUAGCUGCUCUGUUCAAGAACGUGGUAUCGUAUCAUCAUUUUGGGGGCCUGGAUAGGAAUGUGAAACAAUGUAUCUUUAAACAUCUCAACGAUGGUCGGGAUCAUGGCCAGAUUGCGUCUUGUGAUUUUGUGAAGCAUGAAUCUGGAUCAGGUUUACGUGUGACCUAUCAAGGUGAUCUCCGAGUGGUGACCUGUCCUGGUGGCCAAUGCUGUCGUCGUUGGCAUAUAACAAUAAAUGGUAGAGAAUGCUCGCACCCAGCUCCCAUUGAUGUUGCCAUUUAUGCAUCAAAACAUGGACAUGCUCUCAAUCUUCAUCGCCCCGGUACACUGGACGGCAUUUGCGACAAAGUUCCGAAAGGAACGGUCAAAGUUGGUCUUUCUGUUGGGAAAUGCAAGCACUCAAUUCACGGUAACGCAUUCACAUGUUGGGGAUCGGUUUGUCGUUUUAUUAUUGAGGAAAUUCCAGAACAAUUCUAGGUUGGAAAUCUUUGCUGUGACUUAUGAAUAUUUCUAAUAUUCUUCUGUC
Molecule: messenger RNA, 640 nt
Organism: Dendronephthya gigantea
Lineage: Eukaryota; Metazoa; Cnidaria; Anthozoa; Malacalcyonacea; Nephtheidae
Product: collagen triple helix repeat-containing protein 1-like
Exons: 3
Coding region: 73-591 (172 amino acids)
Source: RefSeq, a predicted model, not a curated record